GAUGUUACCAAGGGUCUUGGUGCCGACCUGAACUUCAAGAAAGGCCAACCUUUCAAGCCAUACGAACAGCUCAUGGGUGUGUUGCCAGAUCGAAGCAAGAAAAUCGUACCGACGGUCUAUCACGAUCUGAUGACUAACCCAAAUUCCCCCAUCAUCGAUUUCUAUCCGAGAGAUUUUGAACUGGACAUGAAUGGCAAGAAAAUGGAAUGGGAAGCGGUGGUCAAGAUUCCUUUCAUCGAAGAGACACGUCUCCUCACUGCCAUGGGGCCUAAGAAUGAGCUUUUAAGCGACGACGAAAAGGCACGAAACGGCUUUGGAGUUGCCAUCAAGUUCACCUACUCCCCAGAAGUGAAUUUCGUCUACCCUUCUCCCCUCCCUGGAAUCUUCCCGGAGAUCCAAUAUUGCCGCUGCAUUGAGAACAUAUUCGACCUACCCAAUGUUGAGGGGCUUGAGUAUGUCUCAGGCCUAACCAACGGAGCUUUGGUAAACAUCAAGGCCCUUGCCGGGUUCCCGACAAUGCAUACGCUACCAUACUCAGCACAGCUGGUGGACGGAGCCGGAGUCAAUGUUUUCCAGCAGGACAGCAGGAAUCCAAGCAUCAUUGUCACUCUUACCGAUACGGAGAUGCGCACAAAGGUCGGAACUUGGAAAGAGAAAUUGGGAAAGCGCUGCUUCGUCGGCUAUCCAUUCCUUCAGGAAGCCAAGGUUAUCAAGGUUCAAGAUGAACUCUUUACCUACGAGUUGGCUGAGAAUGAACAAGAUGUCAUCACAAAGGAUCACAGUAAUAGAGAUGCUGCUGAUUAUGCAAAGGAGGCAGAGUUCUUGGAGAACUGGCAUGCCAAGCGUCUAGGCAUCACAGUUGGUCAGGUUGAAUGCCUAGUCCACGUCCACAUGCUCAAAGGUCUGAUCAGAACAGAAGAGGGUGCUUUGAUCAAGGAAUAUGCCGAAAAUCCUAGCCUGCGCAAGGUAUAUGCAUCGCAGACCAUCGUGGAGGAGGUAGUCAACGAGGACGAACGCUUCAUUGAAAGGCCAGCCCUCCCCAUCGAAGAAGAGUUUCCGCAAGGCACAAGGGCUUUCUUCCUGGGCGAGUUCGCUUAUGGCCGCCCAUUGGAAGUGACGGGACAUGUGAAUGGAAAAGCAAAUAUUGUCGUGUCCGUUCCUAAGAACAAAGAGCCAGAGAUCACCAAGCAGAUGAUCUUCCAAGCGGAGCGCAACAACCCAUACACGCCUUCAUACGCAAUUGCCAAAAAACUAGGCAUUCAUCCCCUCAUACUUAGCAAGAUAACAUCAUCUUUCCAAGUUAUUAGUUCCGCAGGAUUGAAACUCAAUCUGGGUCUCAACCUGAAGUUUGAAGGCCGAAAACUCAAGGUGUUGGGGUUCUCACGCAAGUCAGAGACGGGGUGGGAAUUCUCUAACCAGGCUGUGAAACUUAUUGCCGACUACAUGGUGGCCUUCCCCGACUUCUUCGCGGCGAUCCAGAGGGAGCCGCAGAAGAGCGAGACUUAUGAAACCGACCUGUGGAAUGAUCCCAGCGUCGCAAACCAGAGGAUCAAAGACAUAGUGGCAUGGCUGAAGAAGCAAGAAACUAGCAAGUUUGAGCGAGUUCCGCUGGAUGCUGAGCAACUGGACUCAGAGGUUGUUAUGGCCUUGGCCAAAGCCGGAGAGCAGCUGCACCAGGCGAGUCUAGAAGCAACUGCCAAGACUCUCAACUCUGUCCCUCGUACAGCCUUGCUGAAACCAGCGGACGCGGAAAUGGUACUGGGCAACCAGUACUUUAGGUUGGGAGACCGGGUCACUUUUGUCGCCGCUGCUGGAAAAGUCCCCAUUGCAACUCGGGGAACAGUUGCUGGUAUUUCUCGCACCGCGACUGCUGUUCUCUUAGAUGUCGUCUGGGAUGUCCCCUUCAUGAGCGGCACAACCCUUGGCGAGAGAGCCCCAAUGUUUCGUGGGCAGACCGUGUCAUCAUCUACCGUGCUGAACACUACAAACUGGCAGGUCGUCUCUGCCUCCUCCAAGUCCCGGCAACGACGCAAUGUUCCAGCAACCGGGUCCACCGGAUCGUACGGCUCGGUCGGUGUAACACAGUACAAGGAUGCUCCUGCGCCUCCCGCUUUACGCGGCGGAUGGCGUGGAGCUGCCACGGGCGAGUCUGGCCGUGGACAGAGCAGCCCCAAUCGCGGCGCGCGUGGAGGCAAGCCAAACCUACUGCACAGCACACUGGUCUAUCGGCCAGGCUCACAAGGGGGACCCCCAGGAGGCGAUGACGCGAACAAAGCUCAGAAUGGCAAUCAUGUAAAUGGGAGAGGCGGCAAUGGCGGUGGCCGAGGUCAAGGGCGUGGCCGAGGCAAUGGCGGCAACAGAGGCUCGGCUGCUCCACAAGCUGGAGGACGAGAUUACUCCAACGUCCCGCCUCCGGCCAACCUUGAGGCAUCGCGAGGUGGACGAGGCCGUGGCCGAGGAGGAAGGGGACGUGGCGGGGGUAACCCCAAUCGCGGCCGUGGGGGGGCUAUAGCGCACCAGGCUUAGGAAGACAUACCUCUAUGGCCCUCCUUCUCUAGGUCUGAAGUGAGAAGAAGAUGGCAUUGAGUGGCAGGAUGUUGGGGUGCCUUGUGAUGGAUGGAUGUAGCUAUGACAACAUGUCAGAUUAUAUCUCGAACCAUUACUUGAGUACGAUGUGGCAUGG
Molecule: messenger RNA, 2683 nt
Organism: Trichoderma harzianum CBS 226.95
Lineage: Eukaryota; Fungi; Ascomycota; Sordariomycetes; Hypocreales; Hypocreaceae
Exons: 1
Coding region: 73-2526 (817 amino acids)
Biological process (GO): nuclear-transcribed mRNA catabolic process; rRNA catabolic process
Cellular component (GO): nucleus
Molecular function (GO): 5'-3' RNA exonuclease activity; RNA binding
Source: RefSeq, a predicted model, not a curated record